This is a messenger RNA of Petromyzon marinus (sea lamprey), 1069 nucleotides long. The record is from RefSeq and is a predicted model, not a curated record. Lineage: Eukaryota; Metazoa; Chordata; Hyperoartia; Petromyzontiformes; Petromyzontidae.
AGACAGAGAGACACGUGCAGAGACAGAGAGACACGUGCAGAGACACAGAGAGACACAGAGACACGUGCAGAGACACAGAAAGACACGUGCAGAGACACAGAGAGACACGUGCAGAGACACAGAGAGACACGUGCAGAGAGACACGUGCAGAGACAGAGAGAGACACGUGCAGAGACAGAGAGAGACACGUGCAGAGACACAGAGAGACAGGGACACCGGGAGACGAAAUGGAGGGCGCUCUGCUCGUGUUGCUGCUCGCUACGGCCUUUGGAGCGGAUCUUCAGGUUUCCUCUCCGGAGAAUGUGGACGUGGAGCUCGGGGCGGACGCCGUCGUCCCAUGCACAUACACCCUCACGGUGCCGCCGGCCACCGCUCGGCCUCCCAUCAUCGUGCAGUGGUUCAUGGCGGACGACUCCGGCAGGAGGACGCGCCUGGUGUACCGCGAGGAGCCGCACGAGUACGUGGUGGACACGGUGCCGGGGAAGAGCGAGCACGUCUCGCUGCGGCCCGACAACUCGCUGGUGCUGCAGCGCGUACGCACGUUGGACGAGGGCGUCCUCGUGUGCCAGGUGUCGGCAAAGCAGCUGGGCUCCAGCGAGGCGUCCACCCAGAUCCGCGUCUACAAAAAUCCGGAGCUCACCAUCAAGGCCUCGACAGCCUCUAUCGGAGUCCUCCACGAGCCCGGAAAGGUGGCCACGUGCAUUGCGAGUCGGGGGUUCCCGGCCUCCUCCAUCGAGUGGCUCAAAGAUGGAGAGCUCCUCCCCGAGAACCAGGAGAAAAACGAAGAGCUGUACAUGGAGGGUGCACGAGGAGAAGGAGUCGUUGGGUCUCUACACCGUGACCUCUGAACUCUACUACCGCCCGAGCCGCCAAGGAUGCAAACUCCGUGUACCAGUGCCCGCUACCACCACCAGAUCUCGUCGGGAGUCAACAUCAGCCUCAUCUACCCAACGGAGAGACUCUCGCUGUCCGUGAGUCCCCGCGGCCCCGUGGUGGUGGGAGACCGAGUCACCCUUCACUGCGCGGCGGACGGGAACCCGGCUCCUGAGUUCACCUUCUCUCGCUCCGU